Neodiprion fabricii is the source of this 822-nucleotide messenger RNA. Its product is annotated as agrin. The transcript is spliced from 3 exons. Gene Ontology annotation, molecular function: protein binding. NCBI's taxonomy places the organism in Eukaryota, Metazoa, Arthropoda, Insecta, Hymenoptera, Diprionidae. The coding region runs from base 138 to 515 and encodes 125 amino acids. The record is from RefSeq and is a predicted model, not a curated record.
GUCGCUUAUAUACGGCUGCCACAGACUUGAUGGGAUAGUCAAGACCACAAUCUCCUUAGUUAACUUGCAAUUCACGUGUUAAGAGAUUCUAUAUACAGAUAUUAAAGAGAAGAAAAAACCAGUGAACGUCAUUCAUCAUGAAGGUCACCCUUGCAUUCGUUCUAUUGUGCGCCUGCGUCGUCUACGCAUUCCCUUCGGACAAGGACCCCAAGGCGGCACCUCCCAAGGAGGCACAGGACCCCAAACAGGUCAAGGACCCUGCCACCGCCUCCAAGGAGGUUAAGGACGCCAUCAAGAACGCUAAGGACGCCAAGAAGACCAAGAAGGAGUGCGCUAAGAACUGCCCACAGCAAUAUGAUCCCGUCUGCGCUCACCUUCCUACCGAUGUCAACGUCAAGCCGAUCACCUUUGGAAGCCAGUGCGCCAUGGAAGUCCACAACUGCGAGUCUGGAGCAAAACUGGUGGUGAAGAACAAGGGAGAAUGCGCUGGAGCUGGCGGCGUCAGGCUGUCAUAAUCGACGUCUUCGAUAUCCGCACCGGGCAAUAUCCUGAAGAGUAUUAUUUACGAUAUACGAAUAAUAUCAUUAUAUAACUAUAUACCGAAUUGAAAUCGCACGAUAAUAAUCGUCGUUAAUAUGUAUUGUAUACUUAGCUUUCACCGGAUCGCGUAUAUUAUAAUAUAUGUAUAUGUUAAAUAACGUACAUAUCAUGCAUUUAACACUAACUAUGAAACCAUAGCACAAUUAUACCUGUUCUUCGUCCUCGUGUACAAAAUGAAAAAACCGUAUCGAAAUCUGACUAAUAUACAAACAUGUAUUCAUA